UGGUUUCGUAUUUGUCUAUUGACUUUUUGGAUCUGUUCGAAAUACGGUGUCACUAACAUUGCUCUUUAAACAAAGAACCAAAUAGUCCACAGCUAGAAAAAAAAAUUACUCAAUUAAAAAGUACCACCCUAACUCAGAACAUAUCUGGUCAAUAUAAAUAUGUUACAUAGCACAAAGCUUUUUCAUCAAUCAUCCCAAAAGAAUACCCUUAUACUAACUUCUCUCCUUUUUUGCCCCAUGGAGCUUCAAUUGCUCUCCUUCUCAAUCCUCUCUACCUCAUUACUCUUUGUACCCUUUUUGCUAGAAUUAGUUCAAAAAUCCAAAGCCAAUAACUCAACUUCAAACCUUCCCCCUGUGCCAUGGAAGCUACCUCUCAUAGGAAAUUUGCACCAAAUAGCCAGCUCUUUACCUCACCAUGCCUUAAGAGACUUGGCCAAGAAACAUGGGCCUGUGAUGAGCCUUCAACCUGGUGAAGUUCUUGCUAUCUUUGUUUCAUCACCAGAAAUGGCAAAAGAAGUGAUGAAAACACACGACAUCAUAUUAGCUUCGAGGCCUCGCAUUAUCGCGACAAGGAUUGUGUCUUAUGACUCUACUAACCUUACCUUUGCUCCUUAUGGUCCGUACUGGAGACAACUGCGGAAAAUAUGCACAACAGAGCUUUUGAGCCGCCAACGUGUCUUGUCGUUCCAAACAAUCAGACACGAAGAAGCGCCAAAGUCGUUAGAUCCAUCGCUUUGGAUGCAGGAUCAGCCGUCAACCUUACACAGAAACGAAACUCAUUCGCAUUCGAAAUUACUUCCAGGGCUGCCUUUGGAAAGAGAUUCAAAGAUCAAGAAGCAUUCAUAUCAAUUGUGAAGGAAGCUUCAAAGCUGGCCGGCGGAUUCAAUGUUGCCGAUUUGUAUCCUAGUAUGGAAUGGCUUCAUAACGUCAAUGGACCGAGGUCCAAACUAGUGAAAAUUCAUGAAGCAGCAGAUAGGAUCAUGGGAAUCAUGGUCAAUGAACACAAAAUGCGCAGGGCUAGUGGCAAGGGAAGAGAAGAUGAUGAUCUGGUGGAUGCUCUUUUGGAAUACCAUGACUGUGGGUCAAAUGAAUUUUCCUUAACUUUCAACAACAUCAAGGCAGUUAUCCUGGACAUUUUCACUGCUGGGGGCAAGACAACGGCUGGGACUGUAGACUGGGCCAUGUCGGAAAUGAUGAAAAACCCAAGGAUCAUGCAGAAGGCACAAGAUGAAGUGAGGCAUGUUUUCGAUGGCAAAGGCAACGUCGACGAAACUGGCCCAGGAGAAUUGAAAUACUUAAACCAUACCAAAUAUAGUACAAGAAUAUGUACAAAAGGAUGA
Messenger RNA from Rhododendron vialii, 1340 nucleotides. Its product is annotated as cytochrome P450 71D11-like. Lineage: Eukaryota; Viridiplantae; Streptophyta; Magnoliopsida; Ericales; Ericaceae. The coding region runs from base 645 to 1340 and encodes 231 amino acids. Gene Ontology annotation, molecular function: monooxygenase activity; heme binding; iron ion binding. The record is from RefSeq and is a predicted model, not a curated record. The transcript has 2 exons.